CGUAUAAAAUGGCCAACAAUUGCCGAGCUUCGCCCAUAACACUUUGGAUUUCUAACAAGCAAGAAUGGGGCUCACAGCGCUCCUCACACUUUUGCUAUUCGCCAUCGGCCAUGGGGAGUGUUCAUCAGUCGCAACUAAGAAGGACUGGUGGCAGAAUGCACAGUUCUACCAGAUCUACCCGCGCUCCUUCAAGGACUCUGAUGGCGAUGGCAUAGGUGACUUAAACGGAAUCACCAGCAAACUGGAGUAUCUCAAGGAUCUUGGUGUCACAGCAGCCUGGCUGUCCCCCAUCUUUACUUCUCCGAUGGUGGACUUUGGAUACGAUAUAUCUGACUUCUUCGACAUUCAGCCGGAAUACGGUACCCUCGACGACUUUAGGGCCUUGAUCAAACGAGCCAAAGAGUUGGACCUGAAAAUCAUUCUGGACUUUGUGCCCAACCACUCGAGCAAUGAGAGUAUUUGGUUCAAGAAGUCGGUGGCUCGCGAGAAGGGCUACGAGGACUACUAUGUGUGGCACGACGGAAAGGUAAAUGCAACUACUGGUGAGAGGGAGCCGCCAACCAACUGGCUGCAGUACUUCCGUGGCAGUGCUUGGGAGUGGAACGAGGUGCGGCAGCAGUACUACCUCCAUCAGUUCGCCGUUCAGCAACCUGACCUCAACUACCGGAACCCCGCAGUGGUGGAGCAGAUGAAGCGGGUUCUACGCUACUGGCUGAAGGAGGGAGUGUCCGGAUUCAGAUGCGAUGCCCUGCCGCCGCUUUUCGAGGUCCUGCCAGAUGCCGAGGGACAGUAUCCCGACGAAGUCGUAAGCGGGGCCACAGAGGACGUAGACGAUCGCAACUACCUGACCGUGAAAUACAUUGAGAAUCAACCGGAGACUAUCGAUAUGGUCUAUCAGUGGCGCACUGUGCUGGACGAUUAUCAGCGCAUUCACGGCGGCAACUCAAGUGUUCUGCUGAUAGAGACGUACUCCCCCGCCUGGUUCACCAUGCAGUUCUACGGCAAUCGGAGCAGGGAGGGAGCCCACCUGCCCUUCAACUUCAAUCUGAUCACUGUGAUGGAGGAGAAGGGUCUGAGUGCCGCCAACGUCAAGGAGGCAAUCGAUUUGUGGCUUAAUAAUAUGCCGGCGGGUCGUACGCCCAAUUGGGUGCUAGGUAACCACGACAAACGCAGGGCUGCCAGUCGGUAUGGCAAGGAGUACAUCGAUGCCAUAAACAUGCUGGUGAUGAUCCUGCCGGGCGUGAGUGUCACCUACCAGGGUGAGGAGAUCGGCAUGACCGACGGCGAGAUCAGCUGGGAGGACACAGUCGAUCCGUGGGGCUGCAACUCGAACCCUGAAAUCUAUGAGCAGUACACGAGGGAUCCGGAGCGGACUCCAUUCCAAUGGACUUCGGGUGCGAAUGCCGGCUUUACCAAUGGAUCUACCACGUGGCUACCACUGGCGGCUGACUACAAGACGGUGAACGUGGAAACAGAGUUGGUGGCAGAGGAAUCUCAUUUGAAGAUUUACAAGGAACUGGUGGCCCUACGAAAAUCAUCCAAGACCCUACAGGACGGAUCUACCAGGUAUUGGGUUAUAGCGGAGGAUAUCUUUGUGGUUCAAAGGAGGUAUGGCGAUGAAGCCAAAUAUGUUCUGGCUAUAAACUUUGGCUCGGCUGCAGGAAGCGUGUACUUGCCUGAUCUAGACGCAGAUCGUUCCGCUUAUAAACUGCUUAUUAAGAGUCUGGGAUCGGAUAAUACCUUGGGUGUGUGGUAUGGGAACCUUACUCUACAGCCCGCCGAGGCCACGGUUCUUACUUCCAAAUAUUAUAUAUAUCCGUAAACACUUAAUUUGGAAUUCCUUGAUAUUCAUCUUUAUUCGUAAAUAUACAUAUAUGCUGCCAAAUAA
Messenger RNA from Drosophila serrata, 1888 nucleotides. RefSeq names its product maltase A3-like. Gene Ontology annotation, biological process: carbohydrate metabolic process. The record is from RefSeq and is a predicted model, not a curated record. NCBI's taxonomy places the organism in Eukaryota, Metazoa, Arthropoda, Insecta, Diptera, Drosophilidae.